AUGACAGGCAAAAGAAUUGUUGCAGACGGCAUGCGCAGCAGGCCAAGUAGAAGGGGUCUGUCUUCAAGCGACCUUCUCAGCACCGGGCAUCUUCUCCUCAUGUCGGAUGCGAAGGCGAAACUCAGGGGUGCAGUUGGAGCUGCCGCAGCCAUCGUGCUUAUCUCUCGAAUCCGAGAUGCGAAGCACCUUCCGCGGUUGCUGCUGGACAAGGGUUCACCUGAUCAGAGCUUGCACAUCUUGGCAUCGUCGCUGGCGAUUUACGGCUAUGAGCGACUGGUUGCUAUGAUCUUGCGCAGCCUCGGCAUGACGAGGAUGCCCUCAACCUUGGCUGCCAUGCUCUCCCUUUUCGUUGCUUUGCGUGGUGUCCAGAAGCUGAAGGACCGAGAGACUGCCAACAGGCUGGCAGACGUUUUGAAGCCUGGCGUGGACUUCCUCGGCAAGUGGAUGGGGCUGUUCCUGGCUCCCCCGCUGGUCUCCCUAGAUGCCUCCAUCGCUCGACUGCCAUCCUACAGUGGGGGAGUUUGGGCAAACACAUCUUUGUUGCUGGGCCUUGGAUGGGGUGCGACGCACAGUGCUGCUGCUGCUGUCGCCUCUUCCCUGGUGCCCCAGUCUGCCAAGCCUGCUACUUGUGCUACAUCGAUGCCUGCCAAGUUCGUGGCGGCACCUGCUAAGCAGGUCGCCAACGGCGACAAGCCGGUCUCUCAGGACGAGGCGGUACGCCGUUCCUGGGUGUUGCUGGGUGCCGCUGGAUUUUUGGGAAUGGCUUGUUCUCCGGCUUUGCCCUUGGUGCUACAUCGGCCACUUGGGAUGCUCUGCGAGAUGAGCACCACGGUUUCUUCCUUCGCUUUGGCGAAGCUCCUGCCGGACGCCGUGCAGCGCGUGCUUCACCCCCUGGUGAUCUGCGCCGUGUCUUCCAAUCUGGCAUCACGAUUCGUGGGCCCGACGGCACCUUAUUUCGAUGAAGGACGCGGAGUCGGAGACAAGCUUUUCCAGUGGCUUCCCGCGGCUGUCACGGGUCUUGGCGUGAGAAUGUAUUCCACCACCCCUCUUUGGCUGGACAAUGCAGAGGAUUUCAAGUGCGUGUUGGCCACGUGCUCGGCAUCCGGCUGCUUCUCUAUUUUGCUCUCGACGAUUGCUGCGGUGAACCAGAAGUCCCCACUCGCCGUUCCACCUCCGCUCUCGCUUCCGCUGCUCCACCGCUCGGUGAUGUCGGCUUUGGGAAUCGAGGGCUCUCAGGCCAUCGGCCCGGAAUGUGAUCCCAAACUAGCGGUGGCUUCCAUUCUCAUCACAGGAUGCAUCGGUGCUUCUCUGGGAAACGCAUUGCUGGAAGCAUUUCCAGCAAUCUUCAAGUCGUCCUCGCCAUUGGUUCGCGGUGUCGCUAUGGGUUGCUCUGCACACUCCAUCGGCACAGCUGGGCUGAUCUCCCUUGGGGACACAGACGCAGCUGCGAUUUCUGGAGCCUCGAUGUGCCUGGCUGGUACGAUGCACACGCUGGUGCUCCAAGUUCCUGGCGUGGUGUCCGGCAUCCGCUCCCUGGUCAGGGCCCCACGCCCCAACGGUCGGAGGGCAAUCACAGACGAGCGAGGAGGCAGCAACUUGAUGAAGGGAAACCUUCCGGAUCAAUGUGCAGCUGUACCUAGCAGGCUCUGUGCAAAGCAGAACCGAAGCGCAGUUGCAGAUGCGGAGCGGCGGGUGCGCUUCCAGGAGCCGGACAUCAUCGAAGUCGUCAGCUGGAAGGAUGCAACACACCUCAUGCAGUACAAAGGCAAAAAGAAGCUUGAAGAGGAGGAGUUCAUGCUUGGUACUCUAUCUUCCCUUCCUCAUCGUUUCGCUUUGAUGGCAGCCUUGAUGCCCAUGGUUGUCCGUUUUGCAAUCGGGAUCGUCGACACAGUGAUGUGA
Symbiodinium sp. CCMP2456 is the source of this 1899-nucleotide messenger RNA. The record is from the annotation of a GenBank genome assembly. Lineage: Eukaryota; Dinophyceae; Suessiales; Symbiodiniaceae.